Molecule: messenger RNA, 276 nt
Organism: Colletotrichum costaricense
Lineage: Eukaryota; Fungi; Ascomycota; Sordariomycetes; Glomerellales; Glomerellaceae
Exons: 1
Coding region: 1-276 (91 amino acids)
Source: RefSeq, a predicted model, not a curated record
AUGCGAUUGGCGGCAGUGGACGACAGCAAGCAAGGCAACGCAGGUGCAGCGACUGGAGGCGGAAUUUCAUGUCCUCAACAAAGCCUUUUCAGCAGGGUCGAUUCGAUUGAUUCGCCUUCAGUACCAAGCGAUGCAUGGCCCUGCGAAGGGCUGGGGGCCCAGAACGAUUCGUCGAUAUGUCACCCUUUGGGCAAAGGGCAAGGUCAGUCUACGACGUUGCGCGAAUUCAUCAGACACGCCGCUUUUCAGCGGUCUUCGGGGCAAGGCGGGACAUGA